UUCAAGACCCCCAUCAUUCAAGUCCAUCAUUUAGAGUAGCAGUUUAUGCCCGCUCGAGUUCAAGUUAUAUUUUUCGACGUGCUGCAUGCUGGCAUGAGUUACGAUUGCCUUGGGUGCGGAUGAAAGGAUAUUUGACAAGCCUACUAUCAUUUUCAAUUUGUUCCUCUGUACUAAAGCCCUGUGAAAAUAUGAAGUUGGAAAUCGUUCAAAUGGUGAAAAUAAUCAUUAUUAACCAGGGCUGUGAACGGCGGCUCCUACGACCCACCUGCGAGGUGACAUCAUACACAGGAGGUGUUGCCGCGCGAUUCGCGAACGGUCUUUUGCGAGCAAACUAAAAAAUUAGCAAGCAAGCUUGCAAACUUCUCCAUCUUCUCCUUCUCCCACUUCUCCUCCUUUUUAUGGAGUCUCACCCUUUUGCCUCUUUCUCCUUUUCUUUUUAUUUACCGAAAUUAUAAACCGAAACCGUGCAGCCACGUGGUCCCGCGGGGUGUGUGCUCCCGAUCGUCGACAAUUGGCUGAAAGAACUGGACGUUGAUGACGUAAUGCCCGCUUCGAAGGGCUGUAUCCGGCGCUCACGCCCCGCUAUUUUGCCUGGUAACUGCGCCUCCGGUGCACUGAUACGGUUAAAAGUCUAUGUGCGUAUGAUAAUGAGGGAUCACGAGAACCGUUUCCGGCAGAGUAUCCGGAAUUCUCGAAAAUCACUUAAUGCGGUGAACCGUCUCACCUUUCGGCUUCGGUAAACUGGACGGGUGUGAACGCUGAUUGCUAAAAUGAAAAUUAUCUGUACUGCACCGCAAUAGUGCGCCGGUAUGCAACUAUGAAAGCUAUUGUUUCUAUAACGAUUUUUCCUGGGACAUUCUCUGAAACCAGUCAGGUAUCGUACGGAUCACGCAUGACCUUUCCCGUUGUAAUUGACUGAACCUUUGCGUUUCGACUGAUUAUUGGAAUUGCUCUCGACAUCAUUUAUUUUCUGUCCUUUCUUGAUUUGACUGCACUGACAUCCACUGUGCUAACUUCCUGCUGUCUGUACGCUGCCUUUUGCCAGUCUUCCAUAAGUACCACGCUCGCAUGUAAUUUCUGGUAGGUGUAUGCCUGCUCACUACAGACAACCAACGUCGACAGCGAAUUAGCAGCGUCACAGGAGCCUGAAAUGAAGUUAAUUCUGUUGGUACUGUUUGCUACUUGUAACGCCAAAAAAUAUUGGGAACAAUUGUUCGAACGCAGGCCAGAACUCUCCAAAUACCAAAAUGCCACCAGGGUGAGUGUGUAUAUCGUUACGAAGGCAACUCUCUCUCUCUCUUUUUUUUUUUCUUUUUUGGCAUUCAAGAAAAGUUGUGAUAGAACGCGUAUGUAUAAUGGACAGUAUCUUCCAGUCCAUGGCGGUACCGUCGAAACGUUUUCUGAUGUACCGUUCAUAUGCAUCAGACAAGGCUUUUGGAGCAGCAUUCCCUUGCGUCAACAUUCAGCAAACAAACCAGAGGAAGGACGACACAGAAGCAAGUACGGUAAUGAGCUACACUCAGAGAAAAAUCUAUACCUUUAGAGGUAUAGAUCGCCUGCUCAAUAACUUAGCCCUUCUUAGGUAUUAUUUUAUACCCUGCAUACAGGUAUUGUACUACAACACAAGUUCUAGUGCAUGGGUGAACUACACUGUGCCUUCGAGAACGCUUUCAUCCCCCAAGUAUAAGGUUCCUAAUGUGAUUCAAGCCGGUGACAAAAAGAGAGCAGAUUCUCCAAUAAUGUUUUCUGAUUACGGGAAAUGUGACGUCGUUAGAGCACCCCACACAAGAAAUGAAUACGACUGCGAACUUUGGGUGGCAGAACAGCACGUUAACAAAUACCCUUCCUGCUGCGAUUUCAUUUAUGAUCUCCUGUGCGCUCCAGAUAAGUACCCUAUAUACCAGAAGUUCUGCACACUGCCUCCACGCUGAACAGUUGAGCAGAUAUGGAGUCGUCCCACG
Messenger RNA from Ornithodoros turicata, 1961 nucleotides. RefSeq lists its product as uncharacterized. Lineage: Eukaryota; Metazoa; Arthropoda; Arachnida; Ixodida; Argasidae. The record is from RefSeq and is a predicted model, not a curated record. Bases 1356 to 1931 code for a protein of 191 amino acids. Gene Ontology annotation, molecular function: amine binding. The transcript has 5 exons. Gene Ontology annotation, biological process: symbiont-mediated perturbation of host defenses.